AUGGACGAUACUCUGCGCAACCCAAGGAUGGUCAGCUCACCAGACUUAUACAUUCAUCGACACCGAAGACAGCCUACGACGAACGUGACCCUCGCCCGUGACGCGACGCCUUCGCAGACAGUCAAGAGGCUAUUCGACACAACGUCGGAGAUUGAGCCCUUUCCCACGAAGCGCGCCCGGUUGGCAGGAACAGCGGCAUGUUUGCCUGCACCUGGCGAGGACCCGGAUAGGACGGACGAGUCUGCGCUGCAUCAGACAGCUCAUCCUCAACGACCUGAAUUCGUCGAUCCUCUUGUUCCCGAGUGGCUGGAGUCUGUUGGAUCGGAUCGAGUGAGAAAGCGCAGUCGGUCGGAUAGCCAGCUUCACUUUCACGUCGAUGCCAUCUCGAGACGGCCCGCCAAAUCGGCACCCGAGCUAAAUCCCACCCAGAAUGUCCAGGGCCUUCUGGUUUCGCCUGCACCGUCAUCUCCCCAGGCUGGAGUACCGGUAGACUUAUCCAGCCAAUGCUCCACAAAGAGCCUCGUUGAGGAUCGAACGUACCGGAGUUUCAACCUUGCCGCAAACAACAUCUACUUGCGCCCUCUCCGGGAGCAAUACCCAGAUCACAUUGCGGACCUUGUCAAUCACGUGUCCAGGGACCGAAACUCUCCUUGCUCUUCAAUCGAAGAGGUGCGGCAAGAUGCUGAACUGAACAGACUGUGGCUGGACGGUCCUCAAGCAAUGGUCCAAACUUACUUCAGGGACAGAAUAUUUCCCACGCGCAGCGAAGGAGCAGUUCUAGGCCUCAGCCAGAGGCUGCCCAUGGGCAGGCAUGCUGUCCCCACUACCGGAUCACAGUGGAAGGUCAGCCAUCCAGCGCCCGACAUGCUGUAUGGGUAUACCUUCCCAGAUGCCUUCCCUCGGCGUCAUGCGCAACUGAUCUCCAUGGGGAGAGACGUGACAGUUACUGACCAGGGUAAUCCCUUACUAUAUCCCUUCUUCAGUAUCGAGGUCAAGGGUGAUGGUGGAAGCUUGUGGGUGGCGACAAACCAAUGCCUUGGUGCAUCGGCAUCAUGUGUCAACAUGGCCGAACGGCUCAACCAUCAGCUGGCGCGGCGCAAGAGCGACAAAGCUCGUCCCAUCAACAGCGCCGCAUUAUCUGUCGCCAUGACCAACUCGGAAGCACGCCUCUACAUCACAUGCGUCGAUGACUUUCUGCUCCAUGACCCAGCGCGGUACCUGGCGUUCCACACGUACGUUCGCAAUAUCAUUGACUGGGGGGUUGGCGAGAGGCUGGGCGAGAUCCGGUCCGCCCUGGCAGCCCUCUCGGAAGAGAGAAGGAGUUCGGUGACCAGUAGCAAGAGGGCACACCCAUCACUCCAUAUUGAAGUGUUGACGCGCAUCGUCACUCAAGUCCGCGCUGCUCGAAUGGUCGACGCGGCCCUGCUGUGCACACCAACGCUACCGACUCUGUCGGAUCCGGACCAAGGGCCCCCCUAG
Messenger RNA from Emericellopsis atlantica, 1479 nucleotides. RefSeq lists its product as uncharacterized. NCBI's taxonomy places the organism in Eukaryota, Fungi, Ascomycota, Sordariomycetes, Hypocreales, Bionectriaceae. The transcript is spliced from 5 exons. The record is from RefSeq and is a predicted model, not a curated record. Bases 1 to 1479 code for a protein of 492 amino acids.